AUGGCUAGUUCAGCAAAAAAACAAAAAGUGCAAGCUAGUAUGUGCAACAGAGAAUUUCAAACUUGGUGGACUGAGAAAUAUGGCAUGAUCAGUAAAGGCGACAAAGCAGUGUGUGUUUUAUGUUCUGGAACAGUGGUAUUUAGAACAUCGUCUGUAAAACGGCAUUUUGAAACAACUCACAGAUCCGUAAGUCAAAAAAGCGAACCAGAGCAAAAGGAAUUAAUUGAAAGUGCAAUGAAAGAAAGAAAUAAACAGUCGACGUCUAUGAUAAAAUAUGUUGGCAAAAAUUGUCAUACGAGCGCGGCAAGUUACUUGGCUGCAAAUAUUAUUGCUCGCCAUAGUAAACCAUUUCAAGAAGGAGAGUUUUUGAAAGAAGCUUGGUUAGCAUGCGCGCCCUCACUAUUCGAUGAUUUCGAUAAUAAAGAGAAGAUAAUUCAGCGCAUCAAAGAUACUCCUCUUUCUAGAAACACAAUGAAAGAAAGAAUCUUAAAACUGGCCAGAAAUGUAACAGAUCAACAAAAAGUUGACAUCAACUCAGCUCCAUUUAUAUCGUUAUGUCUUGACGAGAGUACUGACGUCACUAAAUCUGCACGAUUAGCUGUUUUUGCUAGAUAUUGCAUAGGAAACGUCAUUAAAGAAGAAUUCAUUGCGAUAACAUCGUUGCUCACAACUACAAAGGGCAAAGAUAUUUGUAUGGCUCUUAAAAAUUCGCUUACUGAGAAAGAAAUUGAUUUGAAUAAGAUUGUUUCAGUAACAACUGAUGGUGCUCCAAGUAUGGUGGGCAACAAAAAUGGUUUCAUAAGUUUAUUUCAAACAGACGUAGGACAUUCGAUUCUUGAAUUCCACUGCAUUAUUCACCAACAAGCCUUGUGUGCUAAGAGUGGUUUGACAUAUUUUGAUAAUGUAAUGGCGGUAGUCACAAAAAUUGUCAACCUCAUAUCGGCAAAUGCUUUGAAUAAGCGAAAGUUUGAUGCUUUGUUGGAUGAAGUCAAUUCGGUGUACAAUGGCUUACUAAUGUAUAACAAUGUUCGCUGGUUGAGCCGCGGGAACGUACUUCAAAGAUUUGUUGACUGCUUGGAAGAAGUCAGACUGUUUCUGCAAAAUGAGGAAAGAAUUGAUCAAUACCCUCAGUUGUUGGAUGUUAUGUGGCUUUCAAAAUUGAUGUUUUUUACAGACAUAUGCCAACAUUUCAAUGAAUUGAAUGUGAAGCUUCAAGGCACGAAUAAAACCAUUAUCGUCAUGACAGAUCUUAUUCGCGCAUUUGACGCUAAACUGCAUGUUUUCAGAAACGACAUUAUUACAAAAAACUACAAGUAUUUUCCAAACUUGAAAAAGAAUAUCAACGAUUUAGAUGUACAUGAGAAACCAGACGAAAAAAAAGUUACUGGAGAAUUUAUUUCUGUGAUUGAUUCUGCAAUCAAAGAAUUUUCAGCGAGAUUUUCUCAGUUCAAAGAAUUAUCGGAAACAUUUAAGUUCAUUAUGUACCCUGAUGUGACUCCAUUUGAUAAACUGAACUUGUCCCAAUUCGAUUGGAAUUUGAAUACUCGAGACGAGGAAAGAGAUGGACUAUUCAUCUCGGAUGACCUCAAGAGAAAUUUGGAAUUUUGUGGAAAGGGAGAAGGGUGCUUGACGUUGGAGAAAAGAAAAGAUGUCGGUCAGCCAUUGAUAAGUGCCUUUGUACAUAAAUGA
Messenger RNA from Phaedon cochleariae (mustard beetle), 1689 nucleotides. NCBI's taxonomy places the organism in Eukaryota, Metazoa, Arthropoda, Insecta, Coleoptera, Chrysomelidae. The record is from the annotation of a GenBank genome assembly.